CUCAGUGUAAACAGCCAUGGCUGCACUGCGCAGGCUUAUCCUUUCAUUCAGCUCCAAAACAGGGACGUUUACCGCGCGGACACAGCAAACAUCCUCGAAGGUGCUGAAAGUUAUCGCGACCGGAGCCUGCGUCACCGCGGCCGGGGCCGGGGCUGCUUGCUACUACUACUACUACCGCCACUGCUGCUCGCUCGCGGACCGGCGUCCCGGACUGAGGAGCCACGUCGAGGCUCGGCUCGUACACCUGGCGCUGCCAUCGGUCUCUGCUACCGAUAAGACGAAGACUUAUGGCCUGGACGAUGGAGACGUGUACAUGUCGUCCAAUGAAAACAGAUUUCGUCUGUUCACUUCAGUGGAGUGCGAGGGCCAGCUCUACAUGACGCCGCUAAACUUCAUCGAGUCCGUCACUCUGAACGAACCAAAGAAUAGGAGAGGAUGGAAGUCCCUCACUAAAAAGGAAUUAGACAAGAUGCUUGGUGAUACCCCACCUGUUGGGAAAGGAUCAUCCAACUUGUUUAGAAACCUUCGUGAGCGAGGUGUCAUCAGUUACACAGAGUACCUCUUCCUGCUCUGCAUUUUAACAAAGCCACAUGCAGGCUUCAGGAUUGCUUUCAACAUGUUUGAUGCAGAUGGGAAUGAAAUGGUGGACAAGAGGGAGUUUUUGGUGCUGGAAGAAAUUUUCCGUAAGAAGAAGGACAGAAAAGAAGCCACUGACGACAUGCAAAGACUGGACCAGCAAAGCCUGCAGCUUUACGGGGAUCACACAUCUCAGCCACACAGUGUUCUUAAAAAAGACGGUCAGCAUGUGGAGGCCCGAGGCAUGUGGGAUGUUCUCAGACGUGGCACGAGUCAAGUUCUGUUUUCUGAUCUCACUGAGCAUGUGGAUGAAAAAACACAGACGACGCUGUUGGUGCAUUUCUUUGGGAAAAAAGGCAAAGCUGAGUUGAAAUUUGAAGACUUUUACAAGUUCAUGGACAACCUGCAGACAGAGGUGCUCGAGAUAGAGUUUCUCUCCUACUCCAAGGGCAUGCCCACCAUCAGCGAGGAGGACUUCGCUCGGAUCCUCCUUCGCUACACCAAUGUGGAUGACGUCAGCGGGUAUUUGGAGAAUGUGCGCUACGGCUUGCCAGAUGAAAAGGGAAUCACCUUUGAGGAGUUCAGGUCCUUCUUCCAGUUCCUUAACAACCUGGAGGAUUUUACCAUCGCCAUGCAGAUGUACAACUUUGCCAACCGAUCCAUUGGUCAAGAGGAGUUCAGCCGAGCGGUCUACGUGGCCACGGGCAUCAAACUGACGCGCCACCUGGUCAACACUGUCUUCAAGAUCUUCGACGAGGACCACGACGGUAAACUCAGCCACAAGGAGUUCAUCGGCGUCAUGAAGGAGCGGCUGCACCGUGGACACGGGGGCGUCAGAGUGGACGAAAAGUUCGUCUCUUUCAAGUCCUGCAUGAAGAAGGAGCUUUCAGGCAAAUAGAUCCCAGUGCACAUCUUACUGACUGGGCGAUCUGUGCCAGACCGAAUGGUUAUUGCAUGCUGCAUCAUCUUAUUGUGCUAUCUCAGAAGUUGCAAAACAAACAGGAUAUGGCACAAACAGGAUGUGGUCUCACGGAUGGAAAGCCGACGCCAAGUGGUCACAUAAGUGACCGGCGGUGAAACGACAAAAUCUACUUAACGUUACAGUAUUCUAAACGGCACUUCUGUGUUUAUUUAUGCCUACUCUAUUUAUUGUUAUUUAUUUAUUUAUUUAUUUAAAGAUCCAAGGCUGUCUUUUUUUUUCCUCUUCUGCCAGUGUGUUUUGUUGUGCGAGAUUCUCCCUCUGUCCUCGGCUCGACUCUGUUAGGUGGCAGCAUAUUGCUCGCUUACUUUGUUCUUUUGUCGGUUCUGCAGCCCCCCCUCCCCGACAGAUCAACUUAGGACAGCACCUCCUCCUCCUCCUCCUCUAAUUUCCUCCCAAAGCUCUGCAGCUGAAAUCCUCCAGGGUCCUCCAGAGCCAGCAGGCCUGAGCACACUCAGUCUGUCUGUGGCUUUCCCACUGUUUAACUACAGGCAGCUAACAGCGUUAAUCAUUUCUUGGCUGGUAAAGAGGAGUGCUAUUAAGCCACUGGCAGGGAUGACCUCUGUGUAAAUAAAUAUGCAAAAUACCGAAGCCAUAUGUUUGUUUCUCUCUCGGGGAAUUGAGGUUAAAUUAUCACUGGUACGGAAGGAACGUUGAAAUUGACCUUUAGCUUAAACUUGCUGUACGUUGCCGAGAAAUUAUUGAAGACGGAUGUUUGCUUUGGGUGGCGCUGCGUCAUCAACACGUCUAUCGGUCAAAUGCAUUGAUAUUAACCAGACUAAAGCUUUUGUAUUUCUAGCUGCUGCUUUCUCUUAGUAUUAGUCAGUCUACCUCUUUUGAAUCAGGUCUCAACUGUUACACUGGGUGCACUUGCAUUUCUAAGGGUGUGGGGCAAUAAAUUUAAAGUAACAUA
Messenger RNA from Mugil cephalus (flathead mullet), 2468 nucleotides. It is a transcript of the gene micu3b, whose product is annotated as mitochondrial calcium uptake family, member 3b. Gene Ontology annotation, molecular function: calcium ion binding. NCBI's taxonomy places the organism in Eukaryota, Metazoa, Chordata, Actinopteri, Mugiliformes, Mugilidae. Gene Ontology annotation, cellular component: uniplex complex. The record is from RefSeq and is a predicted model, not a curated record. Gene Ontology annotation, biological process: calcium import into the mitochondrion; mitochondrial calcium ion homeostasis. The transcript has 15 exons. The coding region runs from base 17 to 1474 and encodes 485 amino acids.